GUUUGUUCCCCGAUCCAUGUUUGGCAUAUUGAUGUCGAAAUCCAAGUAUGUGCACAAUCUAAGCUAGAGAGUCGGUGAGUCUAAUUUGACACUGUGAGCAAGAGUCAUUAUCAAGAAAAUGAGAUGAUCGUCCCUGGAAUGAGGCCGUGAAGGACCGAACUGGCGUUUGGGAGCUGGGUUUUGCCUCUCUGAUAUACCAUUGGCAACAAAUCUCCCAGGCGAGCUGUCCAAGGUCACUUCUCUCGAACUCUACGCCAUACAUGCCUACAUUACGCCAUGGCCACCGAACUUACAGAGACGACGCUUCGAGGAACCACGAUCGGGCUGCUGGUACUGACAACCCUUAUCUUUGGAGUUCGAGCGAGUCUACGCGCCAAAAACCUAACAAGCAUCUUCUGGCAUGAGGGGUGGCUACUCGUUGGAUAUCUAUUCUUUCUGGCUCUAUGCUUAUGUAUCGCAAUAAAGGCUGGUGUCAUAAUCCGCGUCGUGGCGGUACAGGAGGGGCGCAUGGAACUGUAUCCAGCCUCAGCGUAUGAGGCUUUCGAUGCCCAGAGAGCCUACUUAUUCAUCGCUCCUGCCCUAUGGCUCAGUUUAUGGAGUAUCAAGUUCGCGCUCCUUGCCUUCUACAAGAAGAUUUUGGCCAAUGUGUUGCUGUAUACCAGGCUGUGGUGGGCAGUGCUAGUGUACUGUGUGUUAACUCUGAUCUCGUCGCUCGUGUUGCACAUCACGAGUUGUCCUACCCCCAAAUCCUGGUUCGUACUAAACGCCUGUACAUAUUCGGGUGCGGUCGUACAAAGAACUGCAAUCAGUUUCUGGCAGUCAUUUGCGGUCGACUUGACUUCUGAUCUUAUGAUUAUGCUACUUCCCAUUGGGUUGGUUCGAAACCUUCAGUUGCCGUUGGCCCAAAAGAUGAGCAUCAUUGCUCUUUUCAGCUUAGGGGGUUUAUGUAUUCUCGCAUCAAUUCUGAGAUCGACUGAAGCUCGGAGAACAACUGGUUCGAAUCGUUCCCAUCAGCCGAUGCUGACAUGGCUAUCUCUUUGGAGUGUCAUCGAGGCCUCUGUCGCGAUCAUCGUAGGCUGCGGUCCCGGUUUCUACCGCAAAGCUACCUCGGUCAGUAAUAGUCGUGAGACGCCAUACUAUAACAUGGAAGGCUGCACAAAGGGCUCCAAGGGCCAGAAUCCGAAGGAAAUUGGGAAUGGGUCAGUGCUCAUGAAUCCAAUAGCAUCGAAGGAUAGUGGGCCUGCUGGCAAUACUAGCAGUCAAGAGGAUCUUGUGGGUAUUAUAGUAACUAAGGGAUUCGCUGUAUCCCGUGCCGAAAGCAUGUGAGAUGGGGAUGCUCGGCCCUCAAGUAAAGCAAUAUCGACGUCAACCGAUCACGCCAUCUUCAAUUGUCUGGGACGGAAGAGUCUGUUAAAAGUCAACUAAUUGUUUUGAAGGAUAACAACGGCGUAACGAUGGUCCAUGCAAUUUUCCUCACUGCUGGUGGUCACGAUACAUGUAGGUCUUCUUAGCACCGGGCUCAAGAUGGACUCCUUGCCAACGUGCGUCUACUAUGUACCUCAAUGAGCCUCUAAACUUGACUGGAAAUUCUCAUGGUCCUGUUCCUAUGCUCAAACGGCACGCUGUGGCACUCAAGACGGAACCUGCAAAUGUUGCAGAUAGGUUCCUAUCAACUGCCAGCUUGUGACCCGUACCGGCCAUCGAACCCGUUCUGCGAUUGUUAAGUCGCGUGACGUACGAGCUUACGUAUCGAGAUAGUCACUUUAAGGGAAAC
This is a messenger RNA of Boeremia exigua, 1774 nucleotides long. RefSeq lists its product as uncharacterized. Bases 277 to 1326 code for a protein of 349 amino acids. Lineage: Eukaryota; Fungi; Ascomycota; Dothideomycetes; Pleosporales; Didymellaceae. The record is from RefSeq and is a predicted model, not a curated record. The transcript has 3 exons.